This is a messenger RNA of Durio zibethinus, 1721 nucleotides long. Its product is annotated as ARM repeat superfamily protein. The record is from RefSeq and is a predicted model, not a curated record. NCBI's taxonomy places the organism in Eukaryota, Viridiplantae, Streptophyta, Magnoliopsida, Malvales, Malvaceae. Gene Ontology annotation, molecular function: protein binding.
AAUCGUUUCUUGUAUUUGGAUAUUUUGUAUUAUUUUUCCAAAUCAGGGUUUCAAGAAAAAGGAAAAAAAAAAAAAGAAAAGCUGACCAAAGGAAUAGCAAGGUUGCUUCAAGAUGAAACAAUGGAUACCCGCAAAAGCCUAACAUCACUUGUUCAAGCAACCAAUAUCAAAUCUAUUUGUAUUUCUUCAGUUGCCUAAAUGUGAGACUUGUUGUAGAGAACUUGGAGAUUAGGCAUUGAGUAGGAGAGUUAAUAACUUUUUCUUUUCUUAUUAUCCAUGGAGGAUUUGCUGGUGGAAAAUCUUUUCAGUGGCAAUAGAGAAGUGCAGAUUCAAGCUGCAACUGAACUCAGUAAACUAAGCAGCAAGCAAAGGCAUAGAUUGGCUGAAAGAGGGAUUAUUUCACCAUUGGUUUCAAUGCUUCAAUCACAAGAUUAUGAAGCCAUUGAAGCUUCUCUUUUAGCCCUGCUUGGUCUUGCAUUUGGCAGUGAAAGAAACAAAAUCAGGAUUGUAAAAGCUGGGGUUAUACCAGUGUUGUUAGACCUUCUUCAAUGCCAAAAUGAGCAACUGAUUGAACUGACAAUGGCAGCAAUGUUGAUCCUGUCUUCUUGCACAGCAAACAAGUUGGUAAUUGCUUCUUCAGGAACCAUACAACUCCUUGUAGAAAUCCUGAACCUGAUAAAUUCUGAUGUCAACAAUAGCAGUAUCUUUAGCAUGCAAGCAAGGAUAGAUGCAAUAGCUACACUCCAGAAUCUCUCAACUUGCCCUCAGAUAAUUCCAUCAGUUGCUUCUUCUGGUGUCAUAUAUAGCUUGCUUCAACUUACCCAUUGUUCAGAAAAAUCAUCAGAGCUGACAGAGAAGGCAAUGGCUCUACUAGAAAACAUUGUUUCUUCAUCAGAGAAUUCAAUUCAAGAAACAGUCAGCAUUGGUGGUGCAAUCAGGAUUUUAGUAGAGGCAGUGGAAGAGGGUUCUCCACAAAGCAAAGAGCACGCUGUGGGAAUCCUCCUUCACAUAUGCCAAAGCUGUAGAGAUAAAUACAGAGGCCUGAUAUUGAUGGAAGGUAUAAUGCCUGGCCUACUUCAACUCAGUGUAGACGGAACCUGGAGAGCUAAGAGUAUGGCUCGAGAGCUGUUGCUUCUUCUGAGGGAUUGCUCGAAUUAUGCUUCGACAAGUAAACAAUCAAAACAUGAGCUUAUGGAACAGGUUAUGCAGGCGAUUGAUGCAGAUGCAGAGAAAGUUACAGGAACAACACUGAGGCUGGUAGAAGAGAUGAUAACCAAGCUCAGUAUAUAAUUUUUUUUUCUUCUUUAGGAUGAUACACUUGAGCUUUAGAUUAUAGGCUUACGCAGGGCAAUUGAAAUCUCUGUAAAUUAUAUUGGUAUUGGGUGCUGUUUGCUAAUCUCAGGAGUUUUUCUUUUAAUUGCCUGAAUAUUUAACAUUAGUGAUUCCCAAGGCAAUUUCAAACCACAGGUUAUGAAUUUGCAUCUCCACUCGCAAUUAGCACCAAAAACUGAAUACAAGCCUGUGAUCCAAAGGUAGACUAGGCAGUUUUAAACAGUGAUAUGAUACAAAAUAGAUCCGAGACAAUACCAUUUAAAAUUUUAACAAAAAUUAUGUUUCUCAUUUAACAUGAAAAUACGAAUUGUAACAUUACAAACAUGACAACACCAAUUUGAGGAAACAUUUUACCGAUAAUGAUUUCGGUAUCAGGCUGAAGCAUUUAA